AAAUGCUGAAAAUUUGGUUCUAUAUUAAGCAAAUUCAGCACGCGAUUUUCUUUGUAGCGAUACUGUGAUUUGAAGAAAUGUUAUAAAUUAUAAUUACAAUUAUGCUUCGAGCGAACAGCAAGCCACUGUUGCAACAGAUAUUCACAGUGCGAGUGUCGUAAAAUAUAUCUACGCAGAUAUAUUGAUUUCGUGUUGAAACCUUAAACAAAAUUGGGUACCCUGAUUUUAUGUUAUAUCAUUCUUGCACGAUCUUCCUGCAAGUUAUUUAAGAGAUUUCUUUAACGAGAUUAGACUGAACAAUUAUUUGUGUAAAAUGACUAAAUCAGUAUCCAAAGUAUCCAAGUGUCUGUUGUUCCAUGUUUUUGUCAAAACACAUGGAAAGUAGCAUGCCAAUUGUGACCAAUAUGAUGCCCAAAUAACAGAUAAGGUCUUUUUGGCUUCAUCUGAUUUUUAUACAAACACGUUAAUAAAUGUUACGCUACAUUAAUUACAUGCGUAAUAGUCGACUUGUUGAAAAGGUAUAAAACUACAAUGAAAAGAUACUGAUACAAGGUCGAAAUCCUAUUUGGAGCACUAGUUGCUAUCUCUAACCACAUGUUGAAGUGAGCUCGUCCAUAACAACACGCUCAGCAAAACUCUCCUCAAAAACCUCAAUUAUCGAAAAUCUGAGAUUUCAGUUCAACUCGAAUUAAUAAGUCUUCGGUGAUCCUUGCCUGAAUGCAUAUCAUCUUUUCUCAGAAAAUCUACAUGUUUCACUAUAAAACGUAUCCGUCAAUGUAUGCCAAAUUGUUUGGAGCUCGGUUGCAACUUCGAUGCAUCAACUAAUGUUUUAAUAUCUCUCUUGACUAAAAUGUUUGAUAACGGACAAAAAGAUGAACAUUGUAUACAAAAUGAAAUUAUUGAAGAAUUUGACCAUAAACCAAUACUAAUAUCUAUACCUAAAAUAGAACCUAUAUACCCUAGUACAACUGAUUCAAUUGAAGAUACAAUGAAUGUGGAGGAAUUUCAAGAGGAAGAAAUAACGUCAAUUCCUUUGAUUACACCACACAAAUUAAAGGAUCCUGUUAUUUUGCUUGAAAGAUGUGAUAAAAUAUGGGAAACAUUAAAAGUAAUAAAAAAUGUACAAGGUACAACUAAGAUUGACACAUCUAAUGCAUUAUUAUCAGAAACAAAAACUUCAAAACCAUUAUAUAUUGAAUAUGAACCAGUAUUAGGUAACAAUAAUACUGAGUUACCAAAUUUUAAAUUUUCUGUGAAAUCUAAAAAGAAGUUAUUUCAUUGUACUAUAUGUGGAAAGCAGUAUACUGAAAAUCGAAGGUUAAGGUAUCAUUCAGAAAGAAUACAUGGCAUUUAUAUUGCACCAAGACGGUACAAAAGUAUUGACAAAGAGAAAGAAAAAGAGUUAAAUGUUGCUGAAAAAGAAGAGGAUAAUUCUGAAAAAGUUUCAUUAAAAAAAGGUGAAAAUAAACAACUUACUGUAGCUUCAUCGCAUCAUGUAUCAUCAUCGAGUAGUAAUAUUAUUGUCUCAGAUCUUUCUUUAAAAGGAAGCAAAUUUACUAAUCGUCUGAUAUGCAGUAAUAAUGAUAUUAAUAUCAAUGGUACUAUGAAAAGUGAGGAAAAAAAAUUAAUUAAAGAAGUAAAACAAACUGACAAAGUAAACUCUAUACAGCAUUCUGCAAUUUCAUCAACAUGUACAUUGUGUAAACAAUUUGUAAAGGAUAUAAAGAAACACUUAAUUGAUUAUCAUAAAAUUGAAUCACCUGAUUUUAUGUUAAAAAAUUUAAACGACACGUAUACUAAUUUUAAAAGUAAUAAAUUAAAAAGAAGACUUUUUAAUGAUGAAAAUGAAACUUCGGGUGAAAUUGUUCAAAAAGAACAUAACACUCAUAAUAUUGUUGAAAAAGAUUAUAAUAUUCAAAACAAAAGACAAUGUACGCAGCACUAUAUACGAUCAGGUACUCGCCAAUGUGACAUUUGCCUUGGUCUUUAUACACUAGGUAGCUUUUAUAGACAUGUACGUAUUCAUCGCAUUCGCGGAGAAACGAAAGAAAAUUUCCAUUUAUCUAGAAGCAGACAUAAUUAUUAUAAUUCUCCUUACUCAAAAUCAAAAUUAAUUUCAAUUGAUACGUCCAAUGAGAAUACAAAUAAUUGCAGUAAUAAAAAUAAUUCAAAUUUAUUUAAAAAUAAAGGAAGAUCAGAGGAAAUUGUUCAAGGUGAGAACAAGGAUAAUAAGAUAUCAAAUAUAAAAUGUUACGAAAGAAAAAAUGUAACAGGUGAUGAUAAAAAUAUCUGUUCUUGUGGAAGAACAUUUCGUAAUCCUCAUACAUUGUUUAUGCAUAAAAGAAUAUGUACUUUAGUUGAUGCAAAUCAACCAAUAGUAGAAAAUAAUAUAAUUAAAAAGAAUCAAGAUAUCUCACGAAAUAAAAAUUCUGGAAUGGGAAUUAGUAUAACAAUAAAGAAAAGGAAUAAUUCUUAUGAAAUUAUCGAUAAAGAUAAUAAAAACGAAGAUAGAUUACAGGAUUCAAAAAAUUUUUGUGCAUCAUCAAAUACUUUUAAAGAUAAUAAUCAAAUAGAGUUACAGAAAGAUGAUUCACAUGAAAUUCUAGAAUUAUCUAAAUACAGCAAAAAGCACAGUAUAUUGAAAAUUCAAUCUGCGGAUGAAAAUAUUGAUAUUGACAUUGAAGAAGAUUCACAAACCAAUUCCUAUAAUGAUGAUAUUUCUAGUUCCAUGAACGAAGUGGGAAAUAAUUUAUGCGAACAAGCAAUAAAAAUAGAACCAAAUGAUGAAUUUUAUAAAAAUAAUGUUAACUCAAAAUUUUUAAAGGAAAAGGAAGUACUUCUUACGAGAAGUAACUGUAAAAAAUCUAAUGAUAUUAAAGUAAAUUUUGCUAGAAAAUAUAAUAUUUGUGUAUGCGGUUCUAAAUUUUAUACCAGAAGAGCUCUUAAGAUUCAUACUAAUAAACAUCAUCAUAGUUCAAAGUUGUUAUGUGGAUACUGUAAGAUUAGUUUUCCUGAUAUUGUCACAUGGAAUGAGCAUCAGUGUUCCGUUAAUGAAGGAAAACGAUUUAUUGCUUUACCAAUGCAGAUAAAGUGUCGUUGUUGUAAUGAGAUUCUAAAUACAUGUAAAAAAUUUGAUGAACAUAUGAUGCGUAGACAUUUUAAUAGUGUAGUACCCUUUCAGUGUUUUCAAUGUGAUAAACGAUUUUCUACUACCACAAAUCGAAAAAUACACAUUAAUGCCGACCAUGGGCUAACAACCUGUUCUAUUUGUAAUAACCAAUAUUAUGAUAAUAUGAUAUCUAGGCACGAAGCAUAUCACUAUGGACUUGGAUUUCCUUGUCAUCUUUGUAAACAAACUUACUCUAGUAAAGGAAGUUUGUUAAGACAUUGGAGAAAUAUUCAUGGGGAUCCUGACUUCGAAACGGUAGAAAAAGUAGAAAAUAGAAAAGAAUUUCAUUAGGUGAAACAAAACGGUUUCAAAUGUUAUACAGUCUAGUGUUAUACACUCUGAAAGUUUUGAACAUUAAAUUUUUUUAUACACUCAAAAUUAUAACUUGUGACGUUAACAUAAGACAUCAUACAUAAUAUACAAAUAAGUAUACAUGUACAUAAAAGUGUAGGUUUAAACAAUGUAAAGAUGAAUAAAAGUACAUAAUUU
Molecule: messenger RNA, 3658 nt
Organism: Heterotrigona itama
Lineage: Eukaryota; Metazoa; Arthropoda; Insecta; Hymenoptera; Apidae
Source: the annotation of a GenBank genome assembly